This is a messenger RNA of Paramecium sonneborni, 2926 nucleotides long. The record is from the annotation of a GenBank genome assembly. NCBI's taxonomy places the organism in Eukaryota, Ciliophora, Oligohymenophorea, Peniculida, Parameciidae.
CUUCUUUUGGAUUCAGAGUUUUAAAUAAUUUGAAAUAAUUCAUAGACAUACUUAAUGGCUAGUGAGGAAGAUGUGAACAUUGAAGAUGAAAUAAUUGAGGAAUCAUAAGUAGAAGACAAUCAAAAAAAGAAGAAGGACAAGAAAGAUAAGAAAAUAAACAAGAAGCUAGAGUAGAAAAAGCCAAUUGAUGGGAAAUAGUAAUUUGGUGAUAAAUCUAUAUGUCGAUUAUGCAAAUUGACUACUCAAUCAACUCCAACUAUAAUUUGUAUAAGGUGUCACUUUAAAUACCACAAAGAAUGUAUACGAACUUAAAACAAAGAGCCUUAAUUUUAAGACGGCAUUAAAUGGUACUGUCUCUCAUGUAUAGAGAGAAUGGCUAAGAGAAAAUUGAAAGAGUCAGAACCAUAGAAAAAGAAGAAAACUAAUUAAAUCCCAGAAUUCUUUCAGAAAACACUUUAACCAUAAGAAGAUAAAUUGAAAAAACAUACUGAAUUUCAAUUAAAAUAUCCAACUUAUGUAUAAUAAGGAAGAGUUAUAUUUCCAAUAUUUGAUGAAUAUCUAACAGCAUAUUAAUAAUUGUUUACCAUUGAAAUUAAAAAGAAACCACUUCUUUAACUUGAUUCCAAUAUUCCCUAAAAUCUAUUUGAAGAUAUUCUUAAAAUAUGGGAUAGUUAUAAUUAUAUGGAUAAAAUCGUGAGUGAUAUUCUCUAUGCAGGAGAAUAACAAACAGAAUGUAUUUCUAUUUAUUAUAUCAAAAGAACAAAGUUAAGUUAACAAUAUAGGAACAUUGAUUCAUUUUAAAGAUAAUCAUACACCCUAUUCUUAAAAAACUCGUUUAGAGAUUUAUAAUUUAAUCUAAAAUAAUCCUGAAGAAUUAAUCCUAUUCUUUUGUUAUUUCUAUCUUAAAUAAAUCAUUGAAGAUUUAGAUUAAGAAUAAAUGUAAAAAUAACAAUAUGUAAUUUCUAUCAUAUAUAUAAUAUUUCUAGAAAAUUCCAUAUUGGCAUCUUCUUGGAUAUAUGUGGUUUACAAAUAGAGUUAGAUAUUACGAAUUAUUGAGAGAUGAUAUUAAAUCAUUGCCAACCAAUAUUUAUAAAUAAGGAAUACUACAUUUAAAUUAGGAUAUCAUAGAUUUUAAUGAUUAUACUGAUAUUAAAAAAGUUUGUAAAUUGCUUAUAGCUCUAUCAGAUGGAUUAACUGGUCUUAAAAAAACUUAGUUUCUUUAUUAAUUCAGAACUGAAAAUCUGUUAUCUAAUAAUAGAAUUAAAUAAUAAUUAGGCACUUAAAUUAAAUAACAAAGAAGUCAAUAAAUUGAUAUUAAAAAAGAAAUUAUAGAAGCUGAAGGCAAUAUUUCUAUUGCUAAAGUAAAUUUUUAUUUAUUUCUAUAGUCUUAAUUAUAAUAAGAUGGUUUAACAAGAGUAGAAACUUAGAAAUUUACAAAAUCAAUGGAAUAAGCCUAAAAAUAAGCUUAAAAAUUAAAAUAACAAUAUUCAAAAUUAGAAAAAGAAAUAGCUUCUUUAACAGAAAGAUAUAAUUAAUAAGAUAAAGUAUUAUUUUAUUAAUAUUUUAAUAGGAAUUAGCUAUUACAUAAAUGCCAGCCUUAUUAUUAAAUCCAUCUAUGUGUAUAGGAUAAGAUGCAAAACAUAGUUCAUAUUAUUUCUUUUUAUAUGAACCUGAUAAAAUUUUUGUAUGCAUGAAACAUUCAAUUAUUGAUGAAGAUGGAUCAUAGAAAUGGGGAUUUUAUGAUUAAACUGAAAUUUAAAAUCUGUUGAAUUCAUUAUGUCCAAAAGGAGUACGAGAAAAUACUUUAAAAAAUAAUAUUAUUGAAUUAUAAAGAGCAAAAUUAUUAUAAAUAAAUGAAUAAAAUUAAGAUUAGAAUGAUUAAAUAGAAUAAGAAAAUCAUAAAAAUGGUAAGGGAAUAGAUAACGAUAUAGAAUAAGAAGUACAUAAUUAAAGUGAAGAAUAAAUAGAAAGAAUUAAUAGUUUAAUAAAUUUAGAUGUUGACGAUCUUAUUAAUGAAUUUGUAGAAAUAGAAUCUAGUUUAACUUAAUAUUUAAAUUAAAAAAAUUCAAGAUGGUGUAGUACAGAGUAAAGAAUAGUAUUUUUAAAGAGUUUUUAGAAUGUAAUAGAAAAAAAGAAUUCUUCUGAAUAUGAUGAAAUAGAUCUAAAACCAUUAGGAAAAGCUAUUGAAUAUUUUGUAGAUAAUACAAUGAUGUAAGAAAAAUUAGAACUUAGAUUAGAAGAAGAUAUGGAUGAAAAAUAAUUUAAUGAAAAUGAUGAAGAUUCAUAUUAAUAACCAAAUAGAAAAAGAAAAGUUGUUGAAGAUGAUUCAUCUAUUGAUGAAUAACCUUAAACUAUGUUAUAAUAAUUAGAAUAAAUGGAUAUAGGGAAAGUGAGAGUAAGGAAAUUACCAAUGAAAUUAUUUGGUACAUAUUAUGAGACUCUUAGAUAAAAUUUAAUAGAACAAUUAAAAUUUGAUUGUAAUUUAGCAAAAAUGAAAAUUUGUUUAGAAGUAUUAGGUUAAAUAGUAAAAGAUUAUAUUGAUAGAAAAAAAAUAUAAAUACAAUAAUUAAUUAUUCCAGUUGGAGAAAAGAAAAAGGUUGAAGAAAUAAUUAUUAAAAAGAAUAUUGAACCUUAACCAUAAUUUGUUUAGGAAGCAUAGAUAUAUGUAACAUAAAAUUUGAGGAAAAGAAAUUCAAUAAAACCUUAAUAUACAGAAACUGAAACCAAAUGGGAAGACAGAUGUAAAAAAUGUAAUAAAGGAGGAAAGGUAAUUUGUUGUGAUACUUGUCCAAAAGUAUUCCAUCCAAAAUGUAUAAACUUAAAAGAAGUUCCUUAAGGGAAGUGGAACUGUUUGAAUUGCUUAAGAAAUUUUGAGAGACAAAUUAAAACAAGAGCUACUGUUAGAAAGUUAGAAAAUCAAUGAGAC